Molecule: messenger RNA, 1195 nt
Organism: Hippoglossus stenolepis (Pacific halibut)
Lineage: Eukaryota; Metazoa; Chordata; Actinopteri; Pleuronectiformes; Pleuronectidae
Gene: fgf17
Product: fibroblast growth factor 17
Exons: 5
Coding region: 370-1014 (214 amino acids)
Biological process (GO): positive regulation of cell population proliferation; animal organ morphogenesis; positive regulation of gene expression
Cellular component (GO): cytoplasm
Molecular function (GO): growth factor activity; type 2 fibroblast growth factor receptor binding; type 1 fibroblast growth factor receptor binding
Source: RefSeq, a predicted model, not a curated record
CCCGGAGAGGCAGAGGGCUUUUCAAAACCUGGAAUUAACCGGAGCAGAGCUGCACAGAGCCGGGAAGCGCUCACGUUUGAACCCCCCAGUGAUGCGCAGGCUUUCUGUUUUAUAAUGGAUGUACCCGGGUGUGAUGCGCAGCGCGGAUCUGUUGAGGAGCUCUUCGCCACCCAGUCAGCUGGACCAGGGGGUUUGAUGGCCUGCAUGUGAAGGGACAUAACUCCGCGGUGGUUCUACCAGAGGCUCUGUUGGUGUGGAUGGACAGGUCACAAGUGCAUACGCAACAGUGUGGCAGCACCGCUGGAUUUACGCACCGCAUCCAACUUGGACUAUCUGCCUCCUCUCUUGUCGGGUGAAAUAAGAAGGAGGAUGUAUGGAAUAAACCAGCGCUGUAUUUACAUAUCAUUUCAUUUUUUCGUGCUGUGGUGCCAAGCUCAGGGGGAGAAUCACCCGUCUCCUAAUUUUAAGCAGUAUGUGAGGACGCAGGGCGCAGUGACGGACCAGCUGAGCCGCAGACAGAUCAGGGUGUACCAGCUCUACAGCCGCACCAGCGGGAAGCACGUCCAGAUUCAGGGCAAACGGGUCACCGCUACCGCUGAGGAUGGAAACAUGUACGCUCGCCUGUUUGUUGAGACGGACACGUUUGGCAGUCGCGUGAGGAUAAGAGGAGCAGAAAGUGGGCGCUACCUCUGCAUGAACCGGAAGGGUAAACUUGUUGGAAAGCCCAAUGGUCGGAGCAGGGAUUGUAUCUUCACGGAGAUAGUGCUGGAGAACAAUUACACGGCGUUCCAGAAUGCCAAGUAUGAGGGCUGGUAUGUGGCCUUCACCAGGAAAGGGAGGCCCAUCAAAGCCUCCAGGACGAGGCAGAACCAGAGAGAGGUCCAUUUCAUCAAGAGGCUACACACGGGCCCGCCUCCCUUCCCCAACACGGACCAAAGCAAACACUUUGAGUUCAUCCGAUUUCCGUCCACACGUCGAGCAAAGCGGAACAGGAAAUCACAUACCUCUUCCUAACACGCAGCAAAAGACAUGGACUGAUACCAGCUGUGAAAUAGGAAGAAACAGAUGCAAUUUUAUUUUUGUAUAUUUUUGAUAGGUAAGCAAUGGUGAAAAUGCCAUAAAUCUAGAGUAAUAUUGCUGUAAAAUGGUCACGUGUAAAUACUGAAAGAGAGUAAAGCAGAUGGAUUAUAUUUAA